Diorhabda carinulata is the source of this 1785-nucleotide messenger RNA. RefSeq names its product c-Myc-binding protein homolog. Lineage: Eukaryota; Metazoa; Arthropoda; Insecta; Coleoptera; Chrysomelidae. Gene Ontology annotation, biological process: regulation of DNA-templated transcription. Gene Ontology annotation, cellular component: nucleus. Bases 428 to 823 code for a protein of 131 amino acids. The record is from RefSeq and is a predicted model, not a curated record. Gene Ontology annotation, molecular function: transcription coactivator activity. The transcript has 3 exons.
AUAUCCUUAUUACUUUAAGAUAGUGGUGAUUAUUUCAAAAUAAAAGCAUAAAUAAUUAAUUUUCGAAAAAAAAAAACGUUUUAAGUUUUGGUGUAGCAAUAUUUUUUGUUCAACUAAUAAAAUUCAAUUAUCUCAAUGACAUGACGUGAAGUUAGCUUCUUAAUAGUAAUAAAAAAUUGAUCAAACUUAUACAAGUAACUUUCCCAGUUUUUUGCAUUCUACUUAGCGUUGAAUUAACGUUUAAUAAAAGUAGAUAAAUUAUUUGUUCUAGUAAAUAAUCGGCAUAUUAGUUUUACAUUUUUAUAUAAUCACCAAUUAUAGCUGUGAUAGGUUCUGUUAAAUAAAUUGUCCAUCUGUCAAUUUACGAGAAAACGUCCUUAAAACAAAAAAAAUCAUCUAGUUAAUCAAAUUCUCUUUAAUAUACACAAUGAGUACCCCUCAAACUUAUAAGCCCUCCGAAGCAAAAAGAGAAGAGUUCCGAAAAUAUUUAGAAAAAGCUGGGAUAAUGGAUGCCUUAACGAAAGUAUUAGUUAGCCUUUACGAAGAAAUUGACAAACCAGAAGAUGCUUUAAAUUAUAUAAUUGAUCAACUAUCGCUUCAAGCAGGAUUAGAAACCCACAAAAUGUUAAACGCUAAAUUAGAAGAAGCCACUAUGCAAUGUAAAGCUUUACAAGAGGAACUUUCAACAUUGAAAACUGCCGAAGAAGUACCUAACACCGCGGUUGAAGCACCAGAAGGGGGCGAAGCCCCAGAAGAAGAAGCUCCCCCCGCUCCCGCCGAGGAAGCCCCACCUGUGGAAGCACCAGAAGAAACUCCUCAAUAGUUAUAUUGAAUCAGAAGGUCUGUUACUUAUUCUAUUUAUACAUUUACUUGAAUAUCAAAUUUUUUUUAAAUAUUGAUAAAAUUCUACGUUUUUAGUUUAGUUGGGAAAAAUUUUUUUGUUUCUUUGACGAAUUUAUAUGAAUAAUCAAUUUUUUUUCGCGUUUGGUAUUCAAGUAAUAGAAAAAAGUUGUGUUUCAUUCGAAAAUUCGAGAUUUUUGUUCCUUUUUAUAUGGUGAUUAUUUUUGUUUGUACAAUAAAAGUUAUUGUUCAUUAAUGAGUAUUUAGUUUAUUAAAUAAUUUAACAUUAUGAAGUCCGUAACUCUAAUGUUUCAUUCUAUGUUAAUUACAGAGAAAGAAAAAUCGUCAAAAUUGAAAUAAUUUUAUUUAUACCAGUCCUGGACUGUCAUAUUUCAUCCUAUGAUGUCACAAUUGAAAUAUUUUGCUUUAUGCCGGUCCUGGACUAACGUAUUUCAUCAUCUGACGUCAGAAUUGAAAUAAUUUGGUUUUUGCGGGUCCUCAACUGUCUCAUUUCAGCAUUUGACGUCAGAAUUGAAAUAAUUUCAUGUCUUUAAACGUUCUUCAAUGUUUUUAGUGAUUUUAUUGCAACAAAUCACUAUGUUGCACUAUUAUAUUAAAAUAUGUAAAAAUUGAGUUACUUCAUUUCUCGCAGCUUUAAACUUACAGUUAUGGGUACUUAAACAGUAUUUUUUGUUUUCAGUAAUUUAAUUUAAAUUCCAUAAUAUUCCGUUUUAUUUAAAGAGUGAGUUUAGAAAUCUAAACAUCCCUCGAGGCAUUCCAGUAAUUAAUAAAAAAAAUAUUAAUAAAUUUGGAUUAUUUUAUUUAGUUUUUGGGGGUUAUAAUUUGAUAUGUACGAUAUUAUGGAUUACAAAUUUUAUGUUUAUUACAUUGUUUUUUCUAUUUUUUUAUGUUUCAUUUGAAUAAUAAAGUUUAAGUUUGAUUGAA